Molecule: messenger RNA, 891 nt
Organism: Grosmannia clavigera kw1407
Lineage: Eukaryota; Fungi; Ascomycota; Sordariomycetes; Ophiostomatales; Ophiostomataceae
Product: 40S ribosomal protein s0
Exons: 3
Coding region: 1-891 (296 amino acids)
Biological process (GO): ribosomal small subunit assembly; cytoplasmic translation
Cellular component (GO): cytosolic small ribosomal subunit; 90S preribosome; ribosome
Molecular function (GO): structural constituent of ribosome
Source: RefSeq, a predicted model, not a curated record
AUGGCGUCCGCCAACCUUCCCGCUAUCUUCAAUGCCACGAGCCAGGACAUCGAGGUCCUCCUGGCAGCUCAGUGCCACAUCGGCUCCAAGAACUUGCAGGUUCACAUGAACCCAUAUCUGUGGAAGACUCGCGCCGACGGUGUCAACGUCAUCAACAUCGGCAAGACCUGGGAGAAGAUCGUCCUCGCUGCACGCAUCAUCGCCGCUGUUGACAACCCAUCGGAUGUCUGCGUUAUCUCCGCUCGUCCGUACGGUCAGCGCGCCGUCUUGAAGUUCGCCGCCCACACCGGUGCUCAGGCCAUUGCCGGUCGCUUCACUCCCGGUUCGUUCACGAACUACAUCACCCGCUCGUUCAAGGAGCCGCGCCUCAUUGUGGUGACGGACCCGCGCACCGACGCCCAGGCCAUCAAGGAGGCCAGCUACGUCAACAUCCCCGUCAUCGCCCUGUGCGAUACCGACUCGCCGACCGACUUCGUCGACGUUGCCAUCCCCACCAACAACAAGGGUCGCCACGCCAUUGGUGCCGUUUGGUGGCUGCUGGCCCGUGAGGUCCUCCGUCUGCGCGGUACCAUCUUCAACCGCGAGACCCCCUGGGACGUCAUGGUGGAUCUGUACUUCUACCGCGACCCUGAGGCUGAGGCCGAGGAGAAGGCCGAGGAGGAGAAGCUCGCAGCCGUCGAGGAGGAGCCCGUUGUUGCCGAGGCCCCUGCCUUCGGUGGUGGCGACUGGGAAGCUGCUCCGGCUGGCUUUGCCGGUGCUACUGGCGCAGCUACGGCCACUGCUACUGCCGGCUGGGACGAUGCUGCUCCCAACCAGCAGUGGAGCGCUGAGACCGGUGGUGCCCAGUGGGGUGACGACGCUGCUCCUCCCAAGGAGGGCACUCAGUGGUAA